Messenger RNA from Pieris macdunnoughi, 3414 nucleotides. The record is from the annotation of a GenBank genome assembly. NCBI's taxonomy places the organism in Eukaryota, Metazoa, Arthropoda, Insecta, Lepidoptera, Pieridae.
AUGGCACCUGAAUUUCAAGCAGAGACACUAGCUGAAAAAUAUAGAAGUUUCAAUAAGGCUGUUGACGAUGCAACUUCUGAUCCAAAGUUUGACAUCAAAUGUUUAAAUUAUGAUGAAACAGAUAUGGUUAAUUUAAUUAGAAUAGAAGUAGCUAGUCGAAGAAAAAAUUAUGAUUUUAUAUUGGAUGUGUUUAAAUGUCAGGAUAUGCUUUACGCCUUUCGGGCAAUCAAGUUGUCCAAUUGGCUGAUAAUUAAUGAUGAAUAUAAACAUAUCAUUAAUCCAGUUUAUAUUCAUAAAAAUCUUCUUCCACAUAUGACAUUGAAAGCAUUUAAUAAGCUUAUGCUUAAAAUACGCCUCACAUUGCGUGAUGCUGAUAGAGUAGAUGAAUUUUUUUAUUACCUUAAAGACAAAGAUUUAAAAAGUGCUUUGAAAUGGCUUCCAUACUGUACAGUUGAUUUAUCUGAAGAAAUUAUACAAAACUUUCAUGAAAAGAUAACACUUUCUACUUUAGAGAAAUUCAGGAAUGAAUCCAACUGUGUGUAUAUUUAUUGUAAAAGGAAUAAAUAUGAUUAUAACAAUAUAUUUAAGGCACUAAGUAUUUUAAAAGUAAACAAUGUUGAAAAGUAUUUAAAUUUUCUAUUUGAUUUAAUUGAUGCAAGUUAUUCAGUUGACAAACUAUCUGCUAAAUCCACUAAGAAACUUAUAAAAAGAUGUCCACAUAAGACACUGAAUGAUUUUAUAUGUUUUAUAAAUAUUAUUCACAUUCCAACUUUGGUAAAAUCCUUCAGCGGUGAAGAAAUCAAAGAGUUCCUUAUAAAACAUAGCCAAAGUAAAAGACAUGAAUCAUUAUACAAAUAUGAUAAACUUAAAUACUUUGUUGCACGUUUGCCACUUGAAGAUAAGCUUGAUUUAAUAAAAAAUGUGUUCAUUGGCAAAGUCAAGCCAGUAUAUUCAAAUGAAAGUGAUUUACGAAAUUGUACAAUGAUCCGUUGCUUAACCAACAUGAACAAUGCCUACCUCUGGUGUGAAUUUUUAUCAUUUGAUGAUGCAUUCCAAGAGUUAAAGCGAUUUAUAGAUGUAGAGUCUAAUCCUGCUAAAAAAAGUUUUAUGCUUUGUACACUAUUAAGCAGUACUCAUAAAAAUUAUGCCCACAUUAAAGUUGUUCUACAGUAUUAUGUUGACAGCCACCUUCAUGAAGGGUUCAGAUUCAAAACACAAUUUCUGCAACAUGUCUUACAUGAAAUUAAUAUUCUUAAAUUGGAAGAAGAUUCAUGGAACUUACUGAGCAUUUUAUUUUAUAGUGUAGGAGUUUACAGUAAAAUGGAUAAUUCUUUUCCAAAAUAUAAACCAAAUCCUUUUAUAAUUAUUGGCAGGCAUCGUCGAAGUUAUGGUAUAAGAAAACUACAAAGUGAUGAUAUAUUUGUUAAUUGUAUAAUACUAUACAAUAUCAUUCAUAACAAUGACAUCCCUGAGAUAUUAUUAACAAAAUUUAAGCAUGCAACAUUCAAGGAAUUUAAUAACAGGAUCACUGAUGAAGAUAAAGUUAAAUUAUUUGAAUUUCUUUUUAAAAUCCUUAAUAGCAAGCUUGAAAAGCAAGACAUGAAGGACAUUAAUAAUUUCGAGACUAUAAUGCUAACUAUUAAAAAUAUAUUGCAACUGUUUAAAGAUUGGAAUAAAAAUAUUAAUGACUAUCCAAAAAUUUUAACAAAAAUUCAAGAAUUUAGAAUAUUCUUUCUACAUGAAAAAUAUGAUUGCAGUGAAUUAGAUAAUUUGAUUAAGUCUAUGAAAUUGAAAUUAGAAACAGAAAAAUCAGCUAUCCAACCAGAAGAUUUGUGUAUGAAUGUUUUGAAAAUGAAUAAUCAAGAUUUAUUUCAACUUAUUACAAAGAUAUAUAGUUCAUUUAGAUAUAAUAGUAAACCUAUGCGUCGAUUGUUUUGCAAACUGCGCUGUUACUGGAAUGAUUCAAUCGCAACAGAAUUUAAAAGAAUAAGUCUAAAUACUGAUAAACCAAACUGUGAUAUACCUUGGGGUCUUUUAACUGAAAAAGAAUUUCUGGAAUUGUUACAUAAAUAUUUUUAUACUCAAGAAAUUGAUACAGCUUCUAAAGAAAAAAAUGAGAUUGCAAAACAUUUGCACUUAUUUCGACCUUGUGUGUCUUUGGAAACAGCAUUAAAUUUGUCUAAAGAUAACGAAGUUCAAAAUUUUGCUUCAUCAAUUCAUUCUUUGAUGUACAAUAUGGAUCCCUUUAAAGUCUGUGAUAUAUUUAUAAAAUUACAAUAUUUAUUUUCUUCUUGCAAAAAAACAUCCUUACAAAAACAUUGUCUUAAAGUCGCUCUGAAAAGGUUAAAUUAUGAAGAAAAAACUAAUGCUUUAAAAGAAAUGUGGAAAAUUACUGAUAAUAAAUUAUCACGUUUUCUAGUUUUUCAAGAAACUUUAGCGUUAUUAUGUGAAGCAACUGAUAGGCAAAUAAUCUUCCACAACUGGAGUGUAUUAAGUGAUUUUAUUGAUAAUUUAACAGAUUGUGAAGAUUCAAGAUUUAUUAAACUUUUAUCCUAUCCAAAAGAUAUUCCUAAUGUAAUAUUGCCAGAAUAUUGCGAAACAGUUCAAAGGUUUUUCAAAACAUUGACAGACAUCACUCAUUUCCAAGAAUUUACAAAGAAAUUUAUGUUAGAUCCAGAGGAGAAAGUUAAAGAAUUACAUAAAACAUUAACCAAGAAACACUGUGCUUUUUAUUGGUUGGAAGAGUACAUUUUAGACACUAGCUCUGAAAAAGUACAAAUGGAGAGAUAUGAAAAAUUGUUAGUUCCAUUACUAAGCGAUGAAAAAAUUAUUUUAACCGAAAAGCAACCAUUUAUUGAAAUACUUCGUAGUCUCUAUCGUGCUUUGGAUCGUAAAAUUUUGCAUGAAAAAGUUGUCGUUCCAUUAGCAAUGUUUACGGAUAUUCAGCAAAGAUUAGAAGAAAGGUUACCGUUUUAUGAAAAUUACGUUUUCAUAACCUCUGGUCGUUUGUUUUUGGGUUAUCUGCGCCUUUUAGACAAAAAUUCAAAGCAAUUGACAGAUCCAGACGAAAUAACACAUAAAACUCAGAUAGAUUUUGGGGUAUUUUGCGCAGAUUAUUUAGAUGAAGAGAUCGAAAAGCACUUUCCGACAAUUUACAUGUCUUUUUCUGAUGCUCUGACUUUCCUGUUUCACGCGACCGACAACCAAAAGGAAAUGCAUUUUAUUGAUGCAAUGUUAAGUCGGAACCCACGAGCUGAAUGCUUUUUGACAAUCAUUCACGAUUUACCAAGGAAAACAUAUAGAACACCAGAAGACAUUUUGUUUUGUGGAAUUUUGGAGAAAAUGAGAACUCAUCCGUCUGAGGAAAUAAGAAUGCUGUAUUCAAAUUAUUUUAUUAAAACUGACAGUUUGUAA